AUGGGUGCGGCAGAACCCUCUUCACCCUCCCAACGGGAACCAUUACUUCUCCAGGGGGCCAAAGGGAUAGAUAUUACCGUUUUGGAUUUUGAGCUGGAAAUUCACGACGUAUGUCGGUAUGACUUUGUAAAUAUACGUGGAGUCAAAUACUGUAACAAUGUCAAAGCUAACACAACAAUGUCAUUCCCUGGAAAUACAUUAGUUAUUACAUUUCACAGCGACAGAAGUGUAGUGAAAAAGGGGUUCAAGAUUAAAUACAAGGCAAGUUUUCCAGUAUUAACCACACUGUCUUCCACGGAAUUUAUGACAACGCUGAUCCCGACUUUAUCAACAGCCGUGAGGCCAGAGAGAGACAUAUGCGGACAGACCAUAUUCAAUAAUGCCACAGGGAUGAUCCGAUCCCCAAGACACCCGCUCAACUACCCUACGAAUAUACGAUGCGUGUACAGUAUACGGACACCAGGAGCAAUAAGAUACCACCUACACUUCGGUGAAUUCAGCCUGGAGAGUGCAUGGAAGUGUAAUGGGGACUACGUCAAAAUUACAUCUGGUGUCCGUUCUCUUGGACGUAUUUGCGGCACUGAAGCAGCCAACAAAACGUAUACCUACGACACGGACAGUAUUGAGCUGGAAUUCGUUUCUGACGGCAACGUCCAACGUUCCGGGUUUUCUUUGAGAUACAAUGCUGAAAUAGACAUGACAACAGUGGAAUCUGGGAUAGAAGCUACAACGCAAUACUACAUCAAUGGCAGUGGCCUCACAGCAGCUGAAGUC
Lingula anatina is the source of this 774-nucleotide messenger RNA. Its product is annotated as dorsal-ventral patterning protein tolloid-like. Gene Ontology annotation, molecular function: serine-type endopeptidase activity. NCBI's taxonomy places the organism in Eukaryota, Metazoa, Brachiopoda, Lingulata, Lingulida, Lingulidae. The record is from RefSeq and is a predicted model, not a curated record.